AUGGUGUUCAACGUCAAAGAUUCGGAGUACUGUACGACGGUGGAAGCUAGUGAAUUGCCCUUUGAAGUUGUGAAAUUGGAAAAUGUCCCGAUUCCUAUGAAGGAUGGAGCGGUUCUUUACGCUCACAUUUGGAUUCCAAGAGAGGCUAAUGAUGGGCAUAAAAAAGUGGGAACUUUGGUAGAGUACUUGCCUUACAGAAAGAACGACUUUACAGCUAUCAGAGACAGUAUUAGACACCCAUAUUAUGCGGGACAUGGACUUGCGCUGAUUAGAGUGGAUAUGAGAGGAUGUGGAGAUUCAGAUGGUGUUCUACUUGGGGAGUACCUUGAGCAAGAGCAAGAUGACAAUAUGGAAGUUUUCAACUGGAUUGUUUCGCAGAAGUGGUCCAAUGGUAAUAUUGGCCAGUUUGGAAAAUCUUGGGGUGGUUUUAAUGGACUUCAGGCUGCUUUUCGUCAGCACCCAGCUCUUAAAACCAUCAUAACUUUAUGCUCAACAGAUGAUAGAUAUGCGGAUGAUGUCCAUUACAGAGGAGGGUGUCUCUUGGCUUCAGAUAUGUUGUGGUGGGCUUCUACUAUGUUUGCCUAUAAUGCUAGGCCACAGGAUCCUCGAAUUCGUAAAGACUGGAGAGAUAAUUGGUUUCAGAGACUUGAGACCGAACCUAAUGCUAUCGAAUGGCUCAAGCACCAAAGAAGAGAUGAUUUUUGGAAACAUGGAAGUGUUUGUGAAGACUAUAGUAAGGUUGAUAUUCCAGUUUUGGCGGUUGGAGGUUGGAGAGAUGGCUAUACUAAUGCCAUUUUUCGCAUGAUGGAGAACUUGCCAAACCCAGAGAGUAAAGGCAUUGUUGGUCCUUGGGUCCACGAGUACCCAGAGGUGGCUACACCUUACCCGGGGAUGGGCUAUAAUCAGGUUGCGGUGUCGUGGUUUGACAAGUAUUUGACCACAGACGAAGAAAUCAAGGCAAAAGUUGCAGCCAGUUUAAGUCUUCCUAAAGACUUUGAUUUAGAAAAAUUGGCCAAGUUGAGUGCUUACAUUCAAGAUCCUACGUCGGUUUCGGAGAGUUAUGAGUACAGAGACGGUAAAUGGGUGUCGCAAAGUGUAUCUCCAGAAAACUUCUUCGAACUCAAAAUGGAUGCAAAUCUGGUUUGUUUGACAGAAGAUAAGGUUGAGAAUACAAGCCAUUUAGAGUUCUCCGGGGCUAUGGAACACGGUCUAUUUCGAGGAACAUGGUGCCCAUUUGGCCAAGACGGUGAUUUUCCCACCGACCAAAAAAUUGAAGACAGUAAAUGUCUCACCAUUGAUUCUGGUGCUUUGCAACAAGAUUUCCAAUUUUUGGGAUUUCCAAUUUUCAAAGCCAAAGUCUCCAGUGACAGUGAAUUGGCCAACCUUACAGUGCGUUUAGUUGAUUUGAACCCCCAUACAAAAGAAAAUUAUUUGGUUUCAUGGGGAAUAGCCAACUUGUCUCAUCUUGUUGGAGACGAAACCAAUCCCCAGCAUCUUGAGGUUGGAAAGAAAUACGAAUUUACUAUCAAGUUGGAUGCAAUUGGCUACAAAUUUGCCAAGGGACACAGAAUUAGACUCUCGUUGAGUACCGCAGACUGGCCUUCUUCAUGGCCAUCUUCCAAAACUCCAACGUUGAAGAUCUUUUCUGGCUCUUCUUUAUCGUUGCCGAUGGUGAAUACCGACGGUUUUGAGGUCAGAUCCUGGCCACUUCCUGAAUCCUUAGCUCCAUGCGAGAGAAAAAUUUUAAGAAAAGAGGCCAGAACAAGAGAAGUGGUUCACGAUUACAUCAAUGGAACUUGGACUAUCAAUGACUUUUCCGAUGAAGGAAAGAGAACCAUAGUUCACAACGGAGCUGAGUUGGGGUCCUGGAACAAAAAUGUAUGGUCAAUUAAAGAGAAGAAUCCAUUAUCCGCUUACAACAAAUGCGAUUGGGAACUUACCGUGGGCAGAGCUGAAGACGAUUGGCAGGUGAAAUUGUUAACUACGUCCACAAUGAAAUCGGAUGAAAAAAACUUUUACUUGGAGAAUGGCCUACAAGCGUUUGAAAACAACGUCAAGGUGUUUGAAAAGACCUGGGAAAACACCAUAGCUAGGGAUUUCAUAUAA
Molecule: messenger RNA, 2106 nt
Organism: Meyerozyma guilliermondii ATCC 6260
Lineage: Eukaryota; Fungi; Ascomycota; Pichiomycetes; Serinales; Debaryomycetaceae
Product: CocE/NonD family hydrolase
Exons: 1
Coding region: 1-2106 (701 amino acids)
Molecular function (GO): dipeptidyl-peptidase activity
Source: RefSeq, a predicted model, not a curated record